This is a messenger RNA of Akanthomyces muscarius, 4275 nucleotides long. RefSeq lists its product as uncharacterized. Lineage: Eukaryota; Fungi; Ascomycota; Sordariomycetes; Hypocreales; Cordycipitaceae. Gene Ontology annotation, cellular component: membrane. Gene Ontology annotation, molecular function: ATP binding; ABC-type transporter activity; ATP hydrolysis activity. The coding region runs from base 1 to 4275 and encodes 1424 amino acids. The transcript has 10 exons. Gene Ontology annotation, biological process: transmembrane transport. The record is from RefSeq and is a predicted model, not a curated record.
AUGGACGCUUCAAUGGAUAGCACUUUCGGGCCUGCCCUGCCUGACAAGUUUGACUUUACCCUGCUGUUUGAGCUCAUCAUGCUUGGCAUGGUACCGGCUGGCGUGGUCAUCUUGGUCAUGCCCUUGUAUGUGAAGAACAUGACCAGCGCGACCAAUUUAGUUCGGCCUGGUAUUCUCCUCUGGGCCAAGGUCGCUACCGGCACUGCACUAGCCGCCGUGCAGCUUGCCAGCAUCAUUUUAUGGCAGCAUGCAGGCUUAUAUCGGUCAAAGCUGGCUUUUGCGGCUUCUGCUCUGUCGUUUGUCGCCUCCAUAUGCAUCCUUGCCCUUCUAUGUAUAACCCAUACCUUUUCGUUGCGCCAGUCCUCCUUCUUGAGUGUCUUUCUGUUUUUGACGAUGCUCUUCGAUGCAACCAUAGUGCGAUCCUAUUUUCUGAGAGGCACACUUGACAGCCUCGGUGCAUUGCAAGCUACUGUUGCCGUCCUGAAGUUUGCUCUCCUCGUAAUCGAGGAGAUACCGAAGCGUCGUCUCUUCCGCUCAGGCAUGGUUCAUCUUGGGCCAGGGGAAAUUGUUGGCUUUUGGAACCGGGCACUGCUCAUCUGGAUCAACCCGAUACUUCACCUAGGCUUCCGCCAAAAUUUCACGGUCAAAGACUUGCCCCAUAUUGGAGACAGGUAUGACUCCAGGCAGCUUUUUGACCUGUUUAUGCCGCAUUGGGAAAAAGUCGAUAAAACCUCGAAACUGCCACUAGCCAAGGCCUUCUUUUCCGCAUUACGGUGGCAGUUUUUGAUCCCUAUUCUUCCUCGGCUCUGCUUCAUUGGCUUUUCAUUCAGUAGACCAUUCUACAUGGAGCGCGUGAUUGACGCUGUUGGCAAAUCCACGACAACUGAUAAGGCGUCUCUUGAGAUCCCCCACGGGCUUAUUGGCGCUUCAAUUCUCAUCUUUGGCGGUCUCAUGGUGUCGAGAUCCAUAUUCCAGCGACUCGAAUUUCAAGUGAACACUAGUACCCGAGGCAUAGUUGUCGUUGCCAUCUAUGAUAAACUUCAGAGGCUGAGCCUUGAUGAGCUCGAAAAGUCCGCCGCCGUUACCGUCAUGACAACCGACCUGGCUGGUUUUCAAGAUGGUCUGAGCUAUCUUCAUUCGACUUGGUCAUCUCUGGUGGAAUUUGGCCUAGGCCUUUAUGCUCUCUAUACCUUCGUCAGCUACGCAUGUUUUCUUAUUUUUAUACCCUCCUCUAUUGCGGCGAUAGGCACCUAUCUAGUCACUAAGAAAAUGGCAAAUGCCAGAACCGUGUGGAAUGCCAAGGUUGAAACACGCGUCGCCGCCACAUCAAACAUACUUGCACAACUCAAGAGCAUCAAGGCUAUGGGGCUAACAGAUGCUGCGGCUGCCCUCCUACAGCACCAUCGAAUCGAGGAAAUAGAAACAUCGAUGAUGGAGCGAAAUUCUCGUAUCAUGAAUUUUGGAAUUUAUGCCUUUGGCGCUGCCAUGACGCCGGUGGCUGUGUUAGCUGGUGCUAGAUUUUGGACACGCGUGUCAAACCCGAUGACGGUAUCGGAGACCUUCGCCGCUUAUGCAGCCAUCUUCAUCGCCGCUUUACCGCUUAAUAGUCUGCUCGGCCAUCUGCCAUAUUACGCAAGUGGUUAUGCCUGCUUGGUCAGAAUUCAAAAGUUCCUCACACUUCCCGAGCUUCGGGACCAGCGUGAGUGUGAUGAGCCAGCGGAAUACGAAGAAGAAACAGCAGAGAAGAGGGCGAUAAGCACUCAGUCCUGCCCGUACGCUGUACAGAUGAACAAUGUCUCUGUCAGCUCUGACUUCUCAGGCCACAUCCUGAAGGACGUUUCUUUACGUAUCCCUAGCGGAUCUCUUACUAUGAUUCAUGGUGCUGUGGGCAGCGGCAAAUCGGCUUUCCUCAAGACUCUCUUAGGUGAGCUUACUAUCAACACUGGAACCAUUAAAGUCAGUACGAAGAAGAUUGCAUAUGCCAACCAGUCCCCAUGGAUACGGAACACUACAAUUCGAGAUUACAUCACUGGCCCUCAUGCAUUCAUUGAGGAGCUUUACAACGAUGUCAUAUUUGCCUGCGCCCUCGGCAAAGAUAUUGAAGAUCUUCCAAAUGGUGAUCAAACCAUGACUGGUAGUAACGGGCGCAAUCUCAGUGGCGGACAAUGUCAACGAUUGGGCUUGGCGGCAUGCCUGUUCGCGCAAACGUCAAUUGUCUUGCUAGACAACGUACUAAGCUCUCUAGACACGGAAACGGCUGCAACGGUCUUCCAGAGAGUCUGUGGUCGAGACGGCCUGCUUCGCCGGUGGAAAUCCACUGCGAUAAUGACCACGAGCCAACUUGGGCUCCUUGAAAAAGCAGACGUUGUUCUUGAGAUUAGCCACCAAGGUCGUGUUCGCCUGACCAAGUCUGGCAAUCGAGCUGAUGCAACGAGUCGCACUAAGCAAGAGUUUCGAGAAGAGACUCCGGCGCCUGAAGCGCCUGCACCUGUGAUGCCUGUCAAGUCUGAGCCGCCCCCGGCCGAUGUCAGCAACCAUGUGUCACACUCCAACGAGUUUGAUAGAGACAGGCGACAUGGAGACUGGAGACUCUACGGCUAUUUCUUCCAGUCUGUCCACUGGCUAGUGGUUGUGCUCUGGUUAAUCGUCACUGCCAUAGCGGCCACGAUGGAAAGAAUGCCUCAAAUUUUUAUGCGAAUUUGGUUGAGUAUAGAUGCAGCGAACGAUAAGUAUUUUAUAGGUUUCGAGGCUCUCAGCGUCUUCGAAAUCAUCCUCACUUGCGCCGCAGGUGCGCAAUUCUUGAAGCAGAUCGUACCAAAAAGCUCAGCCGAAUUGCACUGGAGGCUUCUGCAAACUGUUAUGGAGUCAACGUUACCAUUUCUCAGCCACACAGAUGCUGGGUCUCUUCUGAACCGCUUCAGCCAAGACAUCUCUUUAAUAUCCCAACGCAUGCCUAUUAUGCUUUCAGCGACGGUUUCCAUGUUUUUUAACGUUCUCGUUGAUAUGGGAAUCAUUGCAUCUGGAGCAAAAUUCACACCACCCAUCAUUAUCUUCCUUUUCGCAGUUUUAUAUGGUAUCCAGUACUUUUACCUGAGAACCUCACGCCAACUACGAUACCUGGAGAUAGAAACAACAUUCCCGCUGGUCACUCAUUUCACGGAGAUGAAUUCCGGGAUGGCUUCUAUUCGUGGUCUGCGCUGUCAACAGCAUUUUAGAAAAGAGCUGAUUAUGCGUCUUAAUCACUCCCAGCGGCCGUUUUACUAUCUCCUCUGCAUACAGCAAUGGCUUACAUUGAUGCUGGAUUUCACCACAUUCGUCGCUGCUGUGGUUUUGAUCAGCAUCACAACACUGUACCCUGGUUCUAGUUCCGACAGCGCUAUCGGCUUGGCCUUACUGAACUUGAUCUCCUUCAGCACUACUGCAUCAUACUUUCUACAGACGUGGGUUCACUUAGAAACAAGUCUCGGUGGUCUUGCUCGAAUUCAGUCCUUCUGCAAGGAUACUCCUGUGGAGAGGGAUCCCGUAAAUGCAGAGCCACUACCGGAGAAUUGGCCAUUAACAGGCAAGAUCGACUUUAACUGUGUCACUGCCAAAUAUAUUGGACCGUCGGGUGAGGACCGUGCUGCACUCCAGAACACGACAGUCAGCAUUGAACAUGGCCAAAAGGUCGGCAUCAGCGGCCGCACUGGAGGCGGUAAAACUUCGAUGAUGCUUGCCCUGCUGAAUUUAAUGGAAUUCUCUGGUAGUAUCAACAUCGACGGACGCGGGAUCAAGACGAUUCCACGUCACAUCCUGCGUUCGCGGAUCACUACAAUGACACAGGAAGGUGUUGAGUUCAAGGGAACGAUCCGCAUGAAUAUAUUUCCAUUUACGAUAACGCCCCCUCCAGAUGAUGAAAUCAUCGCGACGCUUGGACGCGUCGGUAUUUGGGAGCACAUCAACCGACAUGGUGGUUUGCAUGCCGAUAUCGUCAAUGCCGGUCUCUCCCAUGGCCAGAAGCAGCUAUUGUUUCUCGCCCGAGCGAUUCUUCAUCAGAGAAGUAUGAAGACGAAAAUUGUUCUCGUUGAUGAGGCGACCAGCUCCCUGGAUUCUGAAACAGAUGCGACGAUGCAGGAACUGAUGGCCGAAGCUUUUGCAAACUGUACUGUCGUGACCAUUGCGCACCAGGGAGAUUACUCUGCCGGAAAGGAUUUGAUCGUCGAGCUCGACUCGGGUAAUGUGGUGAGAGUAGAGCGUCGCAGUACAAGAACCGGAGAGUGGGUUCCAAGCUGCUAG